Messenger RNA from Rasamsonia emersonii CBS 393.64, 1848 nucleotides. RefSeq lists its product as uncharacterized. Bases 1 to 1848 code for a protein of 615 amino acids. NCBI's taxonomy places the organism in Eukaryota, Fungi, Ascomycota, Eurotiomycetes, Eurotiales, Trichocomaceae. The transcript has 3 exons. The record is from RefSeq and is a predicted model, not a curated record.
AUGACUGAAACGGUCAUGUCGACCCAGAUUGUCCAACUUCCUCCGACUUCAUCACCGACAACUCCGACUGCUGAGUCUGAGAAUCCUUCAUUUCCGAUGAAAAUAAUCGUCUCAGAGACCCGUUUCGAAACACUCUCGUUUUCAAUCGUGUAUGAUGACGACUCUACAGCGCUGGCCUCGCCAUCCAGCUCAGCAGAUGAUUCUACUACCACAGAAACCAUCACUAGAACGCACAUCGACGAAAAAGACUGCUCGACUACUUCCCCCAGUGAAACGAUAUACGAGAAGACAAUCGUUUCCUACAUACCUACCACUGUGCCCGAGACAGUUCCCACGACAGUCACCUCCUACAUCGAAAAGGAGAUCACAGAAACAGUCUCAGAUCUUGUGACAGCGACAGUAACGGACACCGUUCGCGCGACCCUUACGCUACCACCCAUUAAUAUCAUGGAGCGAAUCACGCAGACGGAGGAGGUAUCCACGACGGAGACUGCUGUUGAGAGGGAGACUGCUACGGUUACAGAAACAGAGACUCUUGCAGGAAAUGCGAGUAUUAUUUCGGAAAUCGUUACUGUUUCUGAAGAAGUGACUGAUACAGCCACUCUCUCCGCCUUUCCAAUUACCGAAAACAGCAAUCCUGAAAGCACGAUGGCCGCCAUCCCGGCAGAAGAGAAGACAACAGCCACCCCCACCCUCUCCAGCCUAACCCUCUGCCCCAGCCUCAUCGCCAACCCGACAUACACGCCCGCCGCUCCUCUUCCGAAGAACUACACCUGGGGCUGUCCACCAGGACACCUCUGCCAUCCACCAAAGCCGGCAGACUGCAACUUCGAGGCCGGCCCGCCGGCAGAUUCCUACUACUGCAGUCCGGACGAGUGCAUCCCCAGUCCGGAGCCGCUGUUCCCAGCACAGUUCUGGGGCCAGCCCGUUGUGUCGGACCAGAUUGGCAGAUUCGUCGUCUCGCCGGGGUAUUUCAAUCUCGAUCCCGCGGAGUUUGGUCUGAGUGAUGAUAUUUUCGUGUUUAACCUGCAGAAACGCGAUUAUCCUCAACUUCUUCGACACAGACAACGACCACGCUCCCCUCCGUCAACAAUCCCCGGCGUCUGCUACGAUGAGUGCAACAACGUCCUCAUCGAGGCCGAGUGGUCGGGCAAAACGCCCGCUCUGUGCCAGAAGGGUUCUGCUUUCACUACCUACCUGGCUGAUUGCCGUGAGUGUAUUGAGGCGCAUGGCAGCAGCAGCAGCAGUAGCAGCGGGGAAACGCUCGGCGAUCAUGUCCCUGAAUUCCAGCAGUUUCUUUCGUAUUGCGACUCGUUGGAUGAGGAGUAUUUAUCCUCGCAGACGAGCGGAUCGUCUAGCGGUGCUGAGGCUCAGAUGGACAACUCUGCUCCUCCUAGCGCUGCGACCAUCACUGAUAGUGCAAGUGCAAGCGCAAGUGCGAGUGCAGACUCGAACAGUCCAAGCGGGGAGAUAAUCUCUUCAGCAUCAGCUCCAGCACCAGCUUCAAUGACAAGCACAGUAACUUCGACAGCUGCAAGCGGAUCAUCAUCACCUUCAACACAAACAGAAACAUCAACACCAACCCAAGACCCCAUCCCCACCCUCACAGCCACAGUCCCAGACCAAUACCCAGAGCCGAUAGCUCCAACAGAGACAUAUACUGCUUUUGGCUCAUCCCAAUCGCAUCGACCCCAGUCUGAGCAAACGAGCGGGAGCAGCAGUCGAAGCAGACAUAACCCUGUCUCAUCACUUCAAAUAUACCUGUUAUACCUGUUUGGUACAUGGACAUUGACAUGGGCCUGUAUUUCAUUGGUUUGGUGUAUCGUUCUUGUUGUUGUAUUGGGUUAG